AAUACGGUUUGUUUUGGUUGUGUUUCUCCGCUUUCGCAUGUGAAAAUCGCUAGAAAUACGUGAUAUUUUGCAAAGAACCCCAUUGAAAUAGUUGUAUUUACUGGUAAAGUACCAUAUUAGUGCUGUAUCACAGGUGAAAUCUUUUUAAUUCUCCCUGGAAUCUGUUCAACUGUGAUCUAACCUCAAAAUGAUCCACUUCAAUCGUGGGGGCGAUUCCGGGACGUUCCAUUUGGAUGCCAAUGAGCUGAAAUUCGCUGCUUUCACCUCGGAGGAGGUGAAGAAGCUCAGCAAGGUGAAAAUCUUUACGUCGCAGACCAUCGACCGUCUCGGCCUGGCCAUUCCGGGAGGUCUUUAUGAUCGCCGCAUGGGUCCUUACGACACAGACGCCGAUCCCUGCCAGACGUGCGGCCGUGUGUUCGUGCAGUGCGAGGGACACAUCGGGCACAUUGACCUGUGCAUGCUGGUGUACAAUCCCAUCUUCAUCCAGACGAUUUACAGCCUCCUGCGCAUCAGUUGCUUAUCGUGCUUCAGACUCCAGCUCACAGACCAUGUAAGGUCGAUUCUGGAGCUUCAGCUACGCCUCGUGGACGCUGGCUACAUCAUCGAGGCGCAGGAGAUUGAGUACCUCAAGUGCGAGGCGGCGGCGUGUGCUGAGGGGGCGCGAGUGAAGCUGGAGAAUGGCGAGAGUCUGCAUCCCAAGAUUGCUGAGCUCAAGGAGUUGCUGGAUCGCAGUCCGGUGAAUCACUACCACAACAAGAACACGGAGGAGCUGCGAUUGAGCAUCAUCUCGACGACACUGAAGAUGGGCCUGAGGAAAUUCUGCAUCCACUGCAAGCAGGGCUUGAAGCGAAUCAAGUACUCGUACAAGACGCUGAUGAUGAGCAUCUCCAAGGCGGAAAUGAUGGACUUUUACAAGAGCCAAUCGGACAUGCUGUCAUUCGAGGAGCAGCAGAGUCGCAUGAAGUCCUCAAAUAAGGCAAUCCUGGCCGAAGAAUGUCGCAAAUAUUGCCGCGAAAUCUACGUGAAUUAUCCUCAAUUCUUCCUGCAACUCUUCCCGGUGCUGAAGAACGCCUCGUCGUCUGUCGUCACGCCCUUUGACAUCUUCUUCACGGACUGCAUCGCCGUGACGCCGCCUAAAGUGCGGCCGGCGGGCAAGAUGAACGGCCGCGUGAUUGAGCAUCCGCAAACUGAGAUCUACAAGAGCAUUCUCACGGCGAAUGUGGCCCUGAAGGCGAUCCUGGACUUCAAUACUGCAGACAGGAGUGCGAACAACAAGGACAUUGAGUUCCUCUAUGAGAGCUCGCGUGGCGACAACAAGUACGAGAAGAUGUACAACGCGUGGCGGGAGUUGCAGUCGCACGUGGACGAGACGCUGGACAUCACGAUGAGUCAGAACCGGCAGGCAAUGGGGAUGGGCUUGAAGCAGAUUCUGGAGAAGAAGGAGGGCAUCAUAAGGAUGCACAUGAUGGGGAAGAGAGUAAACUUCGCCGCGAGAACUGUGAUCACGCCAGAUCCGAAUGUUGAUGUGGAGGAGAUUGGUGUGCCUGAGUUGUUUGCCAAGAAGCUCACAUAUCCAGUGCCUGUGACACCCUGGAACAUCCAUGAUGUGCGGAAGUACGUGAUGAACGGACCGGAUGUCUAUCCGGGGGCGAAUUUCGUGGAGGAUGAGCGCGGGAAGCUCCUCAUUCCGCCCAAUGACGCCGUUCGUCGUGAGGCGAUGGCGAAACUGUUGACAACGCCGUCAGUUCAUCACAGUCUGCAGGUCGUUCAUCGGCAUUUGCUGAACAAUGACGUACUGCUGCUGAAUCGCCAACCGACUCUCCAUCGGCCCAGUAUUAUGGCGCACAAGGCGAGAAUUCUGCGUGGCGAGAAGACCUUCCGCCUUCACUACUCCAACUGCAAAUCCUACAAUGCGGACUUUGACGGGGACGAGAUGAAUGCUCACUGUCCGCAGAACGAGAUGGGCAGGAGUGAGGCGUACAAUCUCGUGAAUGUUCCCAAUCAGUAUCUCGUGCCAAAGGACGGAACACCUCUGGGAGGACUGAUUCAGGAUCACAUCAUCUCUGGCGUGCGUCUCACGAUGAGAGGGAGAUUCUUCACCAAGGAAGACUACUUCCAGCUCAUCUUUCAGGGCCUGAAUCGACAGCGAGGCGAUCUAAUCUUCCUGCCGCCGACAAUACUCAAGCCCAAGAUUCUCUGGAGUGGCAAGCAAGUGCUCUCGACCAUUAUCCUGAACAUAAUUCCGCGCGGAAAGGCACUUCUCAGCCUCACUUCCUCCUCCAAGAUCAACUCCAAGGCCUGGGAGUGUGCGAAGCCGAGGACGUGGAAGGCGGGAGGAACACCACUCGAGGACAAUUCGAUGUCGGAGGCUGAGGUGAUUAUUCGCCAGGGCGAAUUGCUCGUGGGAAUCCUUGAUAAGAUGCACUACGGCUCGACGGCCUACAGCUUGAUUCACUGCAUGUACGAAUUGUACGGUCCGGAACACUCCACACGACUCCUGAGCGCAUUCGCCAGGCUUUUCACGUACUUCCUUCAAUGGGAAGGCUUCACACUGGGGCCCAAGGACAUCGUUGUCCUGCCCGAAGCUGACAAACAGAGAGCCAAGAUCAUCAAGGAGAGUCGCAAGAUUGGCAACGCCACAGCAGCGACGGCGCUGCAUCUGCCCGAAGACAUUGGCGAGGAGGAGUUGAGGGAGAAGAUGGAUCAGGCAUUCCACAGUGACCCAAAGUUCAGGGCCAUCAUGGAUAGGCAGUUCAAGUCGGCGCUAGAUCAGUUCAACAACAACAUCAACAAGUGCUGCAUCCCGACGGGACUCGUGAGUAAGUUUCCGGACAACAAUCUGCAGCUGAUGGUGCAGUCCGGAGCCAAGGGAUCGGCCGUGAAUGCCAUGCAGAUCUCCUGCUUGCUGGGCCAGAUUGAGUUGGAGGGCAAACGACCGCCGCUGAUGGUGUCUGGGAAGGCGUUGCCGAGCUUUCCCUUCUUCGAGACGUCACCCAAGGCGGGAGGAUUCAUCGAUGGGCGCUUCUUGACGGGCAUUCAGCCGCAGGACUUCUUCUUUCACUGCAUGGCAGGUCGAGAGGGUCUGAUUGACACAGCUGUGAAGACAAGUCGCUCAGGAUAUCUGCAGAGGUGCUUGAUAAAGCAUUUGGAGGGUCUUAAUGUGAAUUACGACCAAACAGUUCGCGACAGUGACAAUUCUGUUGUGCAAUUCCUCUACGGUGAAGAUGGCCUGGACAUUGCCAAGAGUCAGUUCUUCAAGACGAAGAUGCUGUCCUUCCUGGACGACAAUGCGCAGAUCAUUGGAGACAAGAGGAUCUUGUCGGAGGUGAAGAAUGACGAUGAGAUGAGUGAGAAACUGCAGAAGUAUGUGAAGAGUAUCAAGUCGUGGGAGAAGAAGAACAAGGAUGGCGCGGGAAAGAGGAGAGUCUCGCCAUUCUUGAACUUCAGUGUGCAGCUGAAGGAGGCGCAGCCGGUGAAGAAUGGCAAUAAGGUGAAGAACGGCAGGCGCAGGGCGGACGAGAAGGCGUGUCGGAAGUGGCAAGCUAUGACGGAGGAGGAGAGAAUGGAUUACGGUGGCAAGGCCACGGAGAGAUGUCCUGAUCCGAUAGUGUCGAAGUUCCUGCCGGGCUCGUGCUUCGGCUCGGUGACUGAGACAAUGCUGAAGCUGAUCAGGGAGUACGGAAGGGAGAAUCCGACGAGACGCAAGGAGUUCACGGAAGUGAUGUAUUUGAAGGCGAUGCAGGCUGUGGCGCCGCCUGGGGAGCCUGUGGGCCUGCUGGCGGCGCAGUCUGUGGGGGAGCCGUCCACGCAGAUGACGCUCAAUACUUUCCACUUCGCCGGUCGUGGUGAGAUGAAUGUGACGCUGGGAAUUCCACGUCUGCGGGAGAUUCUCAUGCUGGCGUCGAAGAACAUCAAGACGCCGUCCAUGGAUAUUCCCUUCAAGCCGCACGCGAAGCUGGAGUCCAUGGCGGAGAAAUUGAGGGUGAAGCUGGGCAGAGUGACGGUGGCCGAUGUCCUGGAGUCCAUCAAUGUCCAGUCGCGUCUCGUGCUGCGACCGCAGAGAGUGUGGGAGUAUCGGCUGAUGUUCCGCUUCCUGCCGCGCGAGGCGUACAAGAAUGACUACUGCGUGAAGCCGAAGCAGAUUCUCAAGUACAUGAGCAAGAGCUUCUUCAAGCUCAUGUUCAGGGGCAUCGUGAAGUUGUCGCAGAUGAAGAACUCCGUGAUUGACUUUGACGAGGAGAAGCCGAAGAAGUCGGCGCAGCGCGAGAAGGGUGACAAUGAGAUUGACGAUGCAGAGCCGGAGGAGAAGACGACGGGCAAGAGCAAUUCGGGUGAAGAGAGCACGGAUGAUGAGGGAAUGGACGAUGCUGAUGCCACGGAUGCGAACAGGAAGAAUAAACAGGCUGAUCAGAAGGACUACGAUGAGCCGGACGAUGAGGAGGAGAAGCAGGACGCCGAUGCUGAUGAUCAGGAGAUGAACGAGGAGGAGGAGAAGAAGCUGCUGGAAGGCAAGGAGGAGGAACUGCAGGAGGACGAAGAGGCGGCGACGGUGAUCGAGAGCAAUGAGUUCACCGAGGCGUACAGAUACGACAAGGAGCAUCACUUGUGGUGCGAGCUGGUCUUCCAUCUGCCGGUCAAGUACAAAUCCUUGGAUUUGACGGCGAUGCUGCGGGAAGUGGCGAAGAAGGCGGUGAUCUGGCAAGUGCCCAACAUCAAUCGCGCCAUCACGUACUUCCAGGGCGAUCAGCUCAUGCUAAAGACGCAGGGCAUCAACAUUGUGGAGAUGUUUCAGUACAACAAACUGCUGGAUCUCGAUGGUUUGUACUCCAAUGACAUUCACGCCAUCGCCCAGACUUAUGGAAUUGAAGCCGCCGGGCGGGUGAUCGUGAAGGAGGUGCAGAAUGUGUUCAAGGUCUACGGUAUCACGGUGGAUCCGCGCCACUUGUUCCUCAUCUCUGAUUACAUGACCUUCAACGGGUCAAUUUCUGCGCUGAGCCGCAAAGGCAUGGAGAAUUCCGCUUCGCCGCUGCAGCAGAUGUCCUUCGAGUCGUGCAUGCGCUUCCUCAAGGCCGCCACAGUGUCCGGAUGCACGGACAGCCUGAGCUCUCCGUCCAGUCGCCUCAUGGUCGGGCAGCCGUGCAAGAGUGGAACUGGAGCAUUUUCUCUGCUCAACGACAACAGGAUGUUCCUGAAGAACUUCACACGAAAGGCCGCGGAGCAAGUUUCCUACUGAAAUCAGAUUUCCUGCACAGCUUUGGAAGUGGGG
Phlebotomus argentipes is the source of this 5266-nucleotide messenger RNA. RefSeq names its product DNA-directed RNA polymerase I subunit RPA1 (gene RpI1). Bases 188 to 5233 code for a protein of 1681 amino acids. The transcript has 4 exons. Gene Ontology annotation, cellular component: RNA polymerase I complex. Lineage: Eukaryota; Metazoa; Arthropoda; Insecta; Diptera; Psychodidae. The record is from RefSeq and is a predicted model, not a curated record. Gene Ontology annotation, biological process: DNA-templated transcription. Gene Ontology annotation, molecular function: DNA binding; DNA-directed RNA polymerase activity.